AUGGCCGAGGUCUACGGUGACACGACCACUACACAUGGUAACUGUGCAAGCGAUCAGUUGAAUCCCACUGCUGAUCCACUUCACGCAGCUAAGUCUGAAAAAGCACAUUCUGAAAACCUAUCCGCCAUUUCUGUCAACGGCACCAAUGGAGACACUGAUGUCACCCACCAUCAUCAUCAUGAACAUAACCAUGAGGGAGAUCCGAAUGGAGGAGCACUCUUCCAGAUCAACGUCAAGCUGCCCCAUGACCCAUACAAGAUGUUCUUAACAGUCACUAGCCAGGAACAGGUCCAAGAUGUGCGGCAGUCGAUCGUUGAAUCACCUGGGACCUUCCAAUACACAUGCUUUCAUUUGGAACAUAAUGGAGAACGAAUCAACGAUUUCAUUGAGCUGGCAGAUGUGAAAGAUCUCAAGGCUGGCUCUGAAUUGGUUCUAGUCGAGGAUCCGUAUACCGAGAGAGAAGCUCGCAUGCAUGUGGUUAGGAUCAGGGAGCUGAUUGGCGCCGCAGGAGAUCGUGUAGAUCAACUACAGGGCAUCUGCGCAGGCAUAUCACUCCACGAUACGGCGGUGGCUGCUCGAAAUGCCUUGAUCAAUGACAGCUCGGCGCCAGCUCACCCUUUGGUUGGCUUCGAAAUCGACGCUCCUUCCUCGAUCCAGACUAUUGUACCCCAGCAGCAAGAAACUCUACCACGGACUCUGAAGUCCAUCUCCAUCUCGCCGUGGAACCCUCCACCCUAUCAUCUCAGGCAACGAGGUCAUCUCCUAUACCUUCAAGUCACUACCAAUGAAGGUGAACAAUAUCAGAUUACAUCAACAGUCUCAGGCUUUUUCGUUAGCAGAUCCUCCAGCAACAAAUUCGAUCCAUUUCCAAGACCAGCACCUAAGAACCACAACGCACAUUCCUUGCUCUCUCUCAUCGCUCUAAUCUCACCAUCGUUCAACAAAGCAUUCACGGAGCUUCAAGAAGUCAACAACAAGAAGGACCUUCUUACUACCUUUCCGUUUCAGAAUGCCAUUCCCGCAAAUCCAUGGCUGGUUCUGUCUCCGUCCUCUCCACUGAAUCAGCAUCAACCGGACCAGACGAGAGCACAAGAGGCAUAUUUGAUGGGAGGGGUGGACAAUACUGAAACAUUGAGAGAUUGGAAUGAAGAAUUUCAAAGCACAAGGGAGCUACCCAGAGACAACGUUCAGGACAGAGUAUUUCGUGAGAGGCUUACCUCGAAGCUAUUUGCGGACUAUAAUGAUGCAGCAGCCAGAGGCGCAGUGCUGGUUGCACGUGGUGAGGUGGCUCCUCUAAACCCCACCGAAGGCAAAGAUGCCCAAAUCUUUGUCUACAACAACAUAUUCUUCUCUUUCGGUGCUGACGGCGUUCAGACGUUCGCUAGUGAAGGAGGUGACGAAGCUGCAAGGGUGGCCGUUGGUAAAGAUGUGAUGGGUGUCAGGGCUGUCAAUCAGCUGGACAUCCCGGACUUGUAUACUCCGGGCACAGUUGUUGUCGACUAUCUCGGCAAGCGGAUAGUCGGACAGAGCAUAGUCCCAGGCAUAUUCAAACAGCGUGAACCUGGAGAACCUCAGAUUGAUUAUGGUGGUGUUGAAGGUAGAGAAAUCGUCACAGAAAAUGAGGCAUUCGUUCCGGUAUUCGAGAGAUUGUCUAAAGCUAUACAUGUCAAGAAGCAUGCGGUCUGGGACAAAAAAUGCGAACGCCACGACUUAGAAGGCAGCAUUGAGACAAAAGGCUUGCUUGGUACCGAUGGCCGGAAGUACGUGCUUGACAUGUAUCGCAUCGCCCCACUUGAUGUCGCUUGGGCAGAUGAAGUCGCUUCGUCUGAUGGCUCCGACUUUGGAGAAUAUCCUCAUCGCAUGGCUAUUCUGCGUCUCGAGCUUGUCGAAGCGUACCGAAGAAUGAAGCUUCAAGAGUACGUCAAAGCUGAGGUGGAAAGAAGGAAAGCUGAGCCUAAACCCCAAGUCGACGAGAAGGAUGAGCAGAACGGCCUGGAGCAGAGUUCAGUCAAUGACUUGCCGCCACAGGUAGCAGAGGGGUCUGUCGAGAAGACAGUUCAAACCAGCCAAGAGGAGGGUGGCCAGGAUCAAGAGCUUGUGGACCUUUCGAAUUUCAAAUUUGCAUUGAAUCCCGAUGUGUGCAGCGGACAGGUGCCGCAGACGGACGAGGAGAAACGAGAAUAUGCACAAGACGAACAAGAAGUUCUAGCGGUGUGUGCCUAUCUGAGAACAAAAGUCAUCCCAGACCUAAUUCAAGACCUCUAUGACAACGACGUAGGCUACCCAAUGGAUGGCCAAUCUCUGAGUCAGCUGCUACAUAAACGAGGUAUUAACGUGCGGUAUCUUGGCAAGGUUGCUACGCUUGCUGCAGAGAAGGGCAAUCGCCUCAGAGCACUGGUAGGGCUGGCUCAUCAAGAGAUGGUCGCGCGAGCAUUCAAGCACAUUACUAACAGAUGCCUUCGACAUUUGCCGUCUGUAUUUGCUGUGUCCUGUGUUUCCCAUUUGCUGAAUUGCUUGUUGAGUUUUCAGGUCAACGAAAAUCCUCGACCAGACAUAGAUGAAGAGCUGAAAGAGAUGUACCCUGAAGGCGAUUUCUCCUUCGAAAAGACCACGCCACAGGACUUGCGAGCUGACAUCGAGAAGCAAAUAUCAAUAAGAUACCGAUAUUGCUUGCCUCCAGAAUGGUUAGCAGACUUGAAACCAUUGCAGACACUGCGUGAAAUUAGUCUGAAGCAAGGACUACAACUGGCUGCCAAAGACUACAUUUUCCGCAAGAACGAAUCGAAAUCAGACGAUGGUGCGGCCAUAACGAAUGGUGUCAACCAUGCCAACGGCCACAAUUCUGAAGAGCAGCGAAAGAAGAAGAAGAAAGGCGGUGACCAUGCACUCACCAAUGGAACAAGUCCCAAGCCGACCAACACCUUCACUCCGGACGACAUUCUCAACAUAACCCCUGUUGUGAAAGAUGCUGCUCCACGUAGUGCUCUAGCAGAAGAAGCUUUGGAAGCCGGGCGCAUUUCCUUACAGCAGAACCACAAGCAGCUAGGUCAAGAAUUGAUACUAGAAUCACUGUCCUUGCAUGAACAGAUCUAUGGCAUCCUCCAUCCAGAGGUAGCCAAGAUGUAUCAUCAGUUGUCAAUGAUCUAUUUCCAGACCGACGAGAAAGACGCUGCAGUGGAGCUCGCACGCAAAGCAGUCAUUGUCACCGAAAGAACUCUUGGUUUGGAUUCUGCCGACACCAUCCUCGCCUACCUCAAUCUUUCGCUUUUCGAGCAUUCUAUGGGCAACACUAAGAUUGCUUUGAAUUACGUCAAACAUGCCUUGGAUCUGUGGAAGAUCAUCUAUGGCCCCAACCAUCCGGAUUCUAUCACGACGAUGAACAAUGCCGCUGUCAUGUUACAGACUUUGAAACAGUAUUCAGAUUCAAGACGAUGGUUUGAGGCAUCACUUGCUGUGUGCGAAGAUCUCUUCGGACGUCAGUCGGUUAACUCAGCCACUAUUCUUUUCCAGCUGGCGCAGGCGCUGGCACUAGAUCAAGACUCGAAAGGUGCAGUCAAUCGCAUGCGUGAAGCCUACAACAUUUUCCAUUCCGAACUUGGACCAAAUGACCGCAAUACCAAAGAGGCAGAGAGCUGGCUCGAGCAGUUGACUCAAAAUGCUGUAUCUAUUGCCAAGCAUGCCAAAGAUAUCCAGAAUCGACGUUUGAGGCGAUUUCAGUUGACGUCGGAUGUGUCUUUCGGAACCCGGCCACUGCCACAAGUUGGUCGUACAGUCGCAGAGACAGCGAGCAAUUCUGCCAGGUCGAAUACGCGACCAAUGGGCCUUGACUCGCGGAGCAUAGAUGAGCUCUUGAAAUUUAUCGAGGGUGCAGAUGGCGGCUCUUCACCCCAAGCUAAACAGAAGAAACGCGCAAAAGCGAUGAACCCCAAGUUGAGAUCACGCGCUAAGGAGGCAGUGGCUCCUUGA
Endocarpon pusillum Z07020 is the source of this 3966-nucleotide messenger RNA. RefSeq lists its product as uncharacterized. Gene Ontology annotation, cellular component: cytoplasm. Bases 1 to 3966 code for a protein of 1321 amino acids. NCBI's taxonomy places the organism in Eukaryota, Fungi, Ascomycota, Eurotiomycetes, Verrucariales, Verrucariaceae. Gene Ontology annotation, biological process: intracellular distribution of mitochondria. The transcript has a single exon. The record is from RefSeq and is a predicted model, not a curated record. Gene Ontology annotation, molecular function: mRNA binding; protein binding.